AUGAGUAAACGAUCUGAUUGCCAGAAUGAUGAAUAUACCUACAGAAACAAGUAUGCUAGGAUAAGUGAUACCAAUGAAGAACAUAGCACUCAGGAUGUUCGAUCAUUUACUCAAGGUCCACUAGAUGCAACAUUUGGCCAACAUGCAGCAUUUCCUCUUACACAAUCCCAUGAAAUCACAGAUCCCAUAACGGAUUCUGUUCAGUCAUACUUGGAAACUGUCAGAAGGGAAGCGGAAAAAGACCAGUGCAUUUACUUUGCCAACAGGGAUUCACAAGAAAGUACGAAAAACGAAAAUGUUGACGAAAACGAAACUAAGAACGAAACCAAAAGCUUGGAAAGCAAUAGAAAAGACCCAGAAGUUGCAAUUACCAUUAUCGAAAACCAAAUAUGGAAGAAGGAGCUUAUAGAGGAAUUUUUACACUUGAAAGAAGCUGUCGAACUGUAUGCUCAGUCGUUAAAGCUGCAGCCAAGUCAUAUCUCAGAGAACGUGUCAGAAGUUGAAACAUAUAAUGAAAUACCUUUUGAUAUCCCACAAACUGCAACUGCCUGGCGACAGUAUAUUAUGAACAAUCAUCCCCCACCAAUCAAAUUCUUUUUCAUUCAUUUAAACCGACCUACGAUAAUAAAGCUUCUCAUAUAUGUAACUAAAUGGUUAAGCGCAAAUAGCAAUGAAAAUCUAUCUAAGUGGAUAUUUCUGCUCUUUUUACGGCUUGAUAACCUUUUAGAUCAUAUAGAUUGUUCAAUUGUAAGGGACUUGGCUAAGAAGGCCAUAAAAAUAAAAGUCAACACAGACCCUCAGGAUAUAAAUGAUGUUUCAAACUAUACAAUUGACAUGGUCAUAGUCAUUGUGGGAGAGUAUUAUAGACAAAGAGACCUACUUGUAUAUUAG
Messenger RNA from Debaryomyces fabryi, 891 nucleotides. RefSeq lists its product as uncharacterized. Gene Ontology annotation, cellular component: SMN complex; nucleus. NCBI's taxonomy places the organism in Eukaryota, Fungi, Ascomycota, Pichiomycetes, Serinales, Debaryomycetaceae. Gene Ontology annotation, biological process: spliceosomal snRNP assembly. Bases 1 to 891 code for a protein of 296 amino acids. The record is from RefSeq and is a predicted model, not a curated record. The transcript has a single exon.